Molecule: messenger RNA, 3988 nt
Organism: Cicer arietinum (chickpea)
Lineage: Eukaryota; Viridiplantae; Streptophyta; Magnoliopsida; Fabales; Fabaceae
Product: DNA mismatch repair protein MSH1, mitochondrial-like
Biological process (GO): mismatch repair
Molecular function (GO): mismatched DNA binding; ATP binding
Source: RefSeq, a predicted model, not a curated record
UUCUUAAAAUAGCAAUAUAUGAGAAGGAGUCGCUACCCAAACCCUAAGCCAUAAGUUUUACUGUAUUUUAGUUCUCCGCCCCAUUCUCGUAUAAACUCUAUUUCUCGGACAAUUUUCUCUCCAAUCUCACUCUAUUUCUCUUAAUCGACAAUUCUCUCUCCAAUCUCACCUUCGCUUAGGUUUUUUCACUUCAGUUUUGUUUGUGAGGUUCCUUUUUCUCUCUUUCAUUUAGUAUCCUGCCACUGAAAUGACUGACAAAGUAAGAAACAGAAAUUUGUCACUGGAUUUGGGUCCUCCUACAAUGCCAUCACAAGGGGAUGAUGGCGCUUCUGAACUUCAACAACUUCCCAUCAUUCAUAUCGAGGAAAAUGAAGACGAAGUGAUUGAAUCUUCAGUUACAUCUAUUGAUCAGACUAUGAUCACGAAGCUCCUAGCAAGUAAUGUUUUAGAUGAUAAAGAUCUUUCUCACAUAUUAUGGUGGAAUGAGAAGUUGCAGAUGUGCAAAAAGCCCUCAACAGUGCAUCUAAUUGAAAGGCUUGACUAUUCAAAUUUGCUUGGCAUGGAUUGUAACUUGAAAAAUGGAAGCUUGAAGGAAGGAAUACUUUACUCGGAAAUGUUGCAGUUCAAGUCAAAAUUCCCGCGCCAAAUUUUACUCUGCAGAGUUGGGGACUUCUAUGAAGCUGUUGGAAUAGAUGCUUGUAUUCUUGUUGAAUAUGCGGCUUUAAAUCCCUUUGGCGGUCUGCGAACAGAUAGCAUCCCCAGAGCUGGUUUCCCUGUUGUGAAUCUUCGACAAACUUUGGAUGAUCUUACACAUAAUGGUUAUUCUGUGGUGAGUGCAGCAAUUCAAUGGUGCAUUGUGGAGGAGGUUCAGGGCCCAGCUCAAGCUCAAUCCACGAAACGCCGUUUUGUAUCUGGGCAUGCUCAUCCGGGAAAUCCCUAUGUAUAUGGACUUGUUGGGGUUGAUCACGAUCUUGACUUUCCCGAACCUAUGCCUGUUGUAGGCAUUUCUCAUUCGUCAAGGGGAUAUUGCAUUAAUAUGGUCCUAGAGAUCAUGAAGACAUAUUCUUCAGAAGACUGCUUGACAGAAUAUGCAGUUGUUACUAAGCUUCGAACUUGUCGUUACCAUCACUUAUUUCUGCAUACAUCUUUGAGCAGGAAUUCUCAUGGAACAUCUAUUCGGGGAAAAUUUGGUGAAGGGGGCCUCUUGCUGGGAGAAUGUAGAUCCAGACAUUUUGAAUGGUUUGAUGGAAACCCUAUUUCUGAUCUUUUUGUCAAGGUAAAAGAGCUUUAUGGUCUUGAUCACGAUGUUAUGUUUCGGAACGUAACGGUGUCUUCGGGAAAUAGGGCUCAACCUUUAACUCUUGGAACAUGUACUCAAAUUGGUGUCAUUCCUACAGAUGGAAUUCCAUCUUUGUUGGAGGUCUUACUUCUACCGCAUUGCACUGGAUUACCAAUACUGUAUGUUAGGGAUCUUCUUUUGAACCCUCCUUCCUAUGAGAUUGCAUCCAAAAUUCAAGCAACAUGUAAACUUCUGAGCAGUGUAACAUGCUCAAUUCCAGAAUUUACAUGUGUCUCUUCAGCUAAGAUUGUAAAGCUACUUGAAUGGAAGGAGGCCAAUCAUAUUGAACUUUGUAGAAUAAAGAAUGUCGUUGAUGAAAUUUUGCACAUGAACAGAACCCCUGAGCUCAAAAAAAUAGUGGAGCAUUUAAUUGGCCCCACAUGGGUGGCAACUGGGUUAGAAAUUGACUUCAAAACCUUGGUUGCUGGAUGUGAAAUCGCAUCAGGUAAGAUAGACAAAAUAAUAUCUCUAGAUUGUAACGAAGAUCAGAAAGUCAGCUCCUUCAAAGCUAUUCCCGGUGAAUUUUUUGAGGAUAUGGAGUCUGAAUGGAAAGGUCGAGUAAAAGCAAUCCACAUAAAUGACGUACUUACUUCUGUGGACGAAGCAGCCAAGGCCUUGCAUUUAGCAGUUACUGAAGUUUUCGCUGCUGUAGUUUUUGGACUAAAAGCUUUCGUACGGUAUCAUAAUGUAGAAAUAUUUUAUUGUCGAGAGCAGAAGGCAGUGUGGUUCAAGAUUCCAUUUCAUUGGUUUUUAACGACACUAAGCAUUGGUAGCCCCGGAGAGGAACACAUUGAACUGCUUAAGUAUGCUGUAGAUUCUAAAGGUAGAAAGGUAGGUGAUGAAUUGUUUACCACUGGGAUGGUGGAGGAUGCGUUAUCAAGGUACCAUGAAGCAAAUGCCAAGGCAAAAGCUAGAGUUUUAGAACUUCUAAGAGGACUUUCUGCUGAAUUGCAAUCCCAUAUAAACAUCAUUGUCUUUUCUUCCACAUUAGUUGUGAUUACCAAAGCUUUAUAUGCUCAUGUGAGGGAGAAAGAGGAAAUGGGUUUUUCCUACAAUAGUAGAAUCCCAGGGGCUUGAGGUAAUGUAUAACAACUUGAUGUUUUAUGGGAAAAUUGCGUCAAAUAUUCUGUUACAGGUGUACUAUUUUGAUGCUUACAUCAAAUAUUCUGUUCUAUCUUGUACAAACCAUUUUGCUUUUGCACGACAGAAUGCUCCUCUGUUAGUAUAUCUAGAAAUUUAUAACGCUACUCCUGAAUUGCUGCAGUGAACAAAAAAGGAGAUAGAGAUCACCUUGUUGGAGAUGAUGUCAAGGGAUAACUCUCCUAAAAACCUACGGAAUUAGGUUGUUAGGCCCAGGAAUGAACGUAAACCUUUUCACUGAUGGAUGGACUUUGUUAAUGAAAUCCUAAUCAAUCAUUAGAUUUUUCUAGAUCCCUUUAUUUUAUUUUAUUUUGACUUGUUUGAAAUGGAUGCAUUGGUGAAAUCACGAUUCAGGAUUGAAACAAGUUCAUUAUACAACAUUAGUGUCUGAUUUCAGAGAGAAAAUAAGAGGACGUGAUAGAAUAUGAGAGAAAGUACUGAGACAUGAUAAUGGCCUCGCAAAAAUUGAUAUUUUAGCUGACUCUGAUUCUUGUUUCACAUUUAAAGUUGUUAGAGCUAGUUAGAAAUGCGGUCUUUGUUGGCUUAACAAGCUGUAACCAAAUUGUAACUGACAAGUAUUUAGUAACUAUAACAGAAUUGUAAUAGUUACAACACGUGCAAUCAAUGUGUGAAGCACUUGUCUACCAUUAUGUAUUCCACCUUUGAGGAAGCAUCGUUUUAUAUUACUAGUUAUCAUUGUAAGCAUUCUCAGAAGUCCCCUUAUAUUUGGUUUUGGCAAAAACAAAAACAGCAAAUCACAAAUUUAUAAUAUUUAACUAGAUCAAAAAGUCAGAAUUUUUUGUAAGAUUAGUUAGCAUUCUAUUCCUGCGAUUUGUGUUUGCUAUCCCCUUAGAACCAUGCUGCUUACCUGCAUCUUCAUAUGCCUCUAACAUGUAAGUAAUGAUCACAGUCAAAGUGAAGUUAUUACUGUAUAUGUCAAUAGUGCUGAAAAUUUGGCUUUGGAUGUAGAUUGUGAUCCCAUCAGAUUGAGUUCUAUAUACCAGACAAAGUAUAGAUAAUUUGCACAGUGAAAUGUAGUGCAAUAAUAACUUUACCAUCUGAUGAAAUAGGGAGAUGCUAAUGUUCUUCAUACUUCAUAGCAAUGGAGCUGAAUUAAUUAGUUGAUAUUUGUUAAUGACAAAUAUGAACUCAAGUACAUAUAACUCUUUUUGUAAAGAAUUGUAGCCAAGUAUUUUCUUCCAUGAGGGCUGACUGACAUUCUAUGAGGUGGUUGUUUUUAAACUAUGUCUUCCAGGGAACAUUUACGUUGAUGCGUAAUAUUUAGUGUGUUCUAGCCUAUCAUCCAUUUGCUAUCUGUUCUUUAUUACUAACUUGUUUGGAUUCAUAAUGCGAUGAAUGAGCUUUGUUGAUCUGUUGUUGCAGGAUGGGAAGCCGCUGGACAAAAACUGUGAGAUGAAGAUAGUUGGUUUAUUACCAUAUUGGUUCAACAUGGCAGAAGGAGGCGCUGUGCAUAAUACUGUUGAUAUGCAAUCAUUGUUUCUAUUGACA